AUGACAAAAUGAGUACGAAACGUUUUGGAUCAUAUUAACGAUAUCGCCAGUUCGCUGCUGCCGGCGUUACCGUAUCAUUCGCUUCAACCGAAAAUUUCUAAUUUAGAUUCUAACCUAGAUUUUUACAUGGGAACAUUUGAAGAAAGAAAUCGCCCAACUUUCGGAAAAAACUACAGCUUUUGUGUGUAUGUGUGUGUGUGUGUGACGCAAGAUGAAUAAAUGUAGAACACAUUGGAAUAAGAAUAAUAUUACCGAGUAUACAUUGAGUCCAAUUGAAGAACAAGAAGCAACUACAUUUUAUCAGACUGAAGAUAGUGCUAUUCCGAAUGCAUUAAUAUCAACGAAUGAACAAAAAGCAGCCACAUCUUCUUCGAGUGAAAGUAUCAUUAUUCUAAAUACACCAAAACCAACUAAUGAAGCAGAGGCUAAUGAACAAGAAGCAGCUACAUAUCAUUGCAGUGGAGAUAAUAUUUUUCAGAAUGCAGCUUUUUUAGAUUCAAGUAAUGAACAAGAAUCGUGCAUAUUUCAUUGGAUUGUAGAGAGUGAAUAUAGAAUUGUUGAGAGUGCAUUAAAAUCAAUUAAUAGACAAAAAACAACCACAUUCUCUCAGAAUGAAAGUAGUAUUAUUCAGAAUACACCAACUAAUAAACAAGGAAUAGCUACAGCUCAUUAUAGUGCAGUUAAUAUUAUUCAGAAUGCGUUAAAGUCAGUUAACGAACAAAAAGCAGUCAAACCUCUAUCAUCCUCUCAGUUGAAGCGUUUCGAUAAAGCUAAUUCGACAAUUGACAACAAGGAAAAUGAAUCAACUUCUUCGAGCAUAAUGGAAUUAACUUGUAUGUUUCCCAAAUCUAAUAUCAAUUCGAACACGGCCAAUCGUAACACAAACGAUAGUGAAAACUUACAAAAUGACUCAAUAUUUGCUUUAAAUCCUCUUAAACGAAGCAAAGCGCUGGCAAAUUUUAAAGAUGUUGAUGACUCCGCAGUACCAUAUGUUUUGCAAAAGGAACAGAAGCGAGAAGAUAAAAAGACAAAUGAUUGAUUUGAAAAAUAACACUAAAGUACUGCUGAACACCGAUUUUUAUAUUGUCGGCAUUGUAUUGCUGAUUGUCUAUGGCUGUUUGGUUAAAAAUUAGCACUUAAUUUUAAUAUAUUUAACAAUUAUUUGGGUAAGACAUGAAAAAUCUACUUUUUGGUGUAUUAAGAUGGACACUCAUUUCUAUAUCAAAUUGCAGAUUUUGUUUAAGAUAAUAUAUUAUGAAUUUGUUAUAUUUAUAUUUGUUAUAUUUA
This is a messenger RNA of Linepithema humile (Argentine ant), 1287 nucleotides long. The record is from RefSeq and is a predicted model, not a curated record. NCBI's taxonomy places the organism in Eukaryota, Metazoa, Arthropoda, Insecta, Hymenoptera, Formicidae.